CCUCCUAAUGUAGAGUAACUUACCUGCAGCAAAGCCUCACUGGGCUGCCUGUUAACGCAGACUCUCUAGCACCGCCUGGCCAUGCUAACCAGACACACGGCGCUGCUGGGCGGCGGCGCGAUGGCAGGCGCACCACCCCUCCCCCGGCGCCAUGAUGAGUGUACUCGGGCUGCCCGCGGCGACCGCCCUCGGCCCAUCGGUUCCCGCCCGUCAGCGUGUGCGGGCCUGACGAGGGCGCCGGCGCUGCCCGCCAUGCUGGGUGUGGCACGCCGCGCCGCUUCCGCUGCGUGGUGCGGGGUGCUGCUUCCGGGGCCGGGCGGACGCCCGCAGCGGGGCCGAGCGGGACAUGGGCUUUUAAAGAGGCGACGCGGCGGGGCGGCGGCGGUAGGUGUGUGAUGGCGGUCUCGUUUUGUCCGGUCACUGCGUUCUGGUAGUCGUUUGGCGGAUCCGGGAGAAGAUUCUUUCUAGCGUGAUCACUUAGUAAUAGUAACUCCUCAUCAUGGCUGAGCUAUCGCCUGAAGAAAUUCAGCUGAGGGCCAACCAGGUCACUGAUGAGUCUUUGGAAAGCACGAGGAGGAUCCUUGGCAUGGCUGUUGAGACCCAGGAUGUUGGCAUCAAAACUAUCACCAUGCUGGAUGAACAGGGAGAACAACUAGAUCGCAUAGAAGAAGGCUUGGACCAGAUAAAUAAGGAUAUGAGAGAAGCUGAGAAGACAUUGACAGAGCUCAACAAAUGUUGUGGUCUCUGUGUUUGUCCUUGUAACAGGACGAAGAACUUUGAAGCUAGCAAGGCAUACAGAGCAACCUGGGGAGAUGGAACAGAGAACUCAACAGAUCAUGUAAUAUCCAUGCAGCCGAGAAGGAUCAAUCAGCAGCAGCCUCAGACAUCUAGAGGACCAAGUGGCGGAUAUAUUACAAGGAUAACAAAUGAUGCCAGAGAAGAUGAAAUGGAUGAAAAUCUUGCUCAAGUGGGAAACAUUCUUGGGAAUUUGAAAACCAUGGCUUUGGAUAUGGGCAAUGAGAUUGAUGCCCAGAAUAAACAAAUAGACCGGAUAAAUGUGAAGGCUGAUACAAACAGGGAACGCAUUGAGCAAGCCAACAUCAGAGCCAAGAAACUAAUUGACAACUGAAGCCUGCUGUCAUUGUUCGGUGACGCUGUCUCUCCAGCUGCAAGCCACCACAUUCAUGGAUCUGUGAAACUGCUAUUCUGAAAUAAGAGGGGCUGGGAAUAAUGAAACAGUACGUUUUGUAUAGGGAUUAAUUUUCCUUUUUUUUUUUCAAUUGCUUCAUGUAAACAUGGCCUUGACUUCAAGAAAGCAGCCAAUAUAGCUUCUUCCUCCCCAUCUGUCUUCACUUCCUUUGAAACUGCUCAGGGCUAAAAGUGUUACAGCUUUGAGAAUCUUCUUGCAUGUUUGUUAUUCCCUCCCAGUCUUUUUGUUUGUUUGUUUUCUGCACCCAAAAUACAGUCCAUUUUAUUGAAGUUGAAGAAGCAGGGUAACCUGAAUUCACAGUUAUGGAAGGUUGGAGAAGGCACUUUGCACUGUUUGAAAUACCUCAUAAAUUGAGUGUCUUCACUAAAACAGGGACUUGUUGAGUCUUGUCUGAUUUGUAUCCCUAGCAGGCUAACCAUAGUUUUCCAGUCCAAACCACAUGAUUGAUUUCAGGGUAAGUUUGUGAAUUACAGAAUUGAAGAGGCCCAGUACUUAGUACUUGUGGGUUGAGGGCUUUAAAACACUUGCUAACCACAUGAACCUUAACAUAAAGGUAACUGGAGGGUUAUACAGGUUUCUUUACUGUGAAUUGAUGUUGGUUUGGAGGCCCCAACUAGGAAAUUAUGCUGUGUUGUUCUGGUGUUUGCUAUAUGUACGUGUAGCUGAUUUAAACCCCAUGCACAUGUGAGUAGAAGAAAAUAAAACUCCCUGAAGUAUUUA
Messenger RNA from Pogoniulus pusillus (Red-fronted tinkerbird), 1930 nucleotides. RefSeq names its product synaptosome associated protein 23 (gene SNAP23). Lineage: Eukaryota; Metazoa; Chordata; Aves; Piciformes; Lybiidae. Gene Ontology annotation, biological process: synaptic vesicle fusion to presynaptic active zone membrane; exocytosis; synaptic vesicle priming. Gene Ontology annotation, molecular function: syntaxin binding; SNAP receptor activity. The transcript has 8 exons. The record is from RefSeq and is a predicted model, not a curated record. The coding region runs from base 500 to 1129 and encodes 209 amino acids. Gene Ontology annotation, cellular component: plasma membrane; SNARE complex.